This is a messenger RNA of Anopheles merus, 5306 nucleotides long. RefSeq names its product collagen alpha-1(I) chain-like. Gene Ontology annotation, molecular function: extracellular matrix structural constituent. The transcript has 7 exons. The record is from RefSeq and is a predicted model, not a curated record. The coding region runs from base 315 to 4997 and encodes 1560 amino acids. Lineage: Eukaryota; Metazoa; Arthropoda; Insecta; Diptera; Culicidae.
CCAAAAUCCGCCAAAAGUUCAGUUGUUCGGGUGGUGUUAUCAUGUGCACACUGGUAGCUGGUGCCACCCCGUAACUAUAGUGCCGCUUGAAGUUGCGAUCUUAGUGAAAGUGUCGCGUUUUGUGUGGAACCGGAGCAGUGGAAGUGGAAGUAACAGAUCUUGAGGAGAGAACGUGUGUUGCGGUGGUGCUGUCCCACUGUGAUAUCCGAAAGGACGUGUGCAGCCAUGUGCUAAGGAGCCGGCCGGGACACACAACCCGUGAAAGGAGGAUACCUGCGCACGCUCGCUCGCACGCACGCAUCAAACCCAUCGCCAUGAAGUUCCGGCUCGGAAGUCCGCUGCUUCUGGCGGUAUUCUUUAUCAUAGUGCUCGUUGCCGAUCAGAUACGAUGCGACGACGAACCGGCAGCGGAGUCGGUCAAACCGAUCAAACGAAAGUCCAAAAAGAGCAAGACGAAAAAGGCGCUGGCUACGAAAAAUCUGAAAAAAGUGCGCCCCGAUCGCCCACAGGCCGAUCGUCCCCAGGCCCAAGCGCCGGAGUACGAUUCGGCAUACGACUAUGGCGACAACUACGACUACGGGACGGAUCCCGAUUAUGAUGCAGAGAAUGGGGGUACACGCAGUCCAGACCCGAGCUUCCGGCAGCCCGAUGACGAAGUCCCACGCGUCUCAACGACAACGACUACCACACGUGCGCCCGAGCCCGAAUCGAUCGUACAGCCCUUCACUUGCUACUACGAAGGGAAGUGGUACCGGGAGGGAGAAAUGUUCGAGUCCGGCUAUCAAGGUUGUGCCACAUGCCGCUGUCGCAACGGUUCAAUCCAGUGCGACGAGGCGGACUGCCCACGUGUCAUCCCGACGACCUCAACUACCACCACCACUACGACGACCACAACCACCGAGAAGCCGGAGUUCGAUGCAUCGGCCGUAGGUAAUCGACUUCCGGCAGCUCCCAGUGGCGAGCCGGGCACACCAGGUGAGGCCGGACAGCCUGGAAUUCCCGGCACUCCCGGCAUUCCUGGACCUCCGGGACCACCCGGUCCAGCACCCGAUCUGACGUUCUACACGCAGCAACUGCAAGAAACGAUGGGUGGAGCGGAUAAGGGUCCCGGUCCGGAGAACUUCCAGUUCAUGCAGGCUCAGGUCGGUCCUGUGGGCCCUCGGGGUCCUCCCGGUCCGUCCGGACCGACGGGACCGCAAGGAUUCCAGGGUUCGCGUGGUGAACCGGGUGAACCUGGACCCUCCGGUGUUGGAGGGCCACCCGGUCCACGUGGACUGCCCGGCCCGCCCGGAAAGGAUGGUGCGGCCGGUGAUGAUGGUGAGGUGGGACCGCAAGGUCCGGUUGGUCUGCCAGGUCCACGGGGACUUCCCGGUAUGCCCGGUGUUCCUGGCUUGAAGGGACAUCAGGGGCUACCAGGGCCUGAGGGCAUGAAGGGAGAAACGGGAGCGAUCGGUGAGAAGGGAUCCGUUGGAGCUACUGGACCGGCCGGUGUACCCGGGGCAAUUGGACCUGCUGGACCUCGUGGUGAACGAGGGCGCGAAGGACCGCCUGGACCUCCCGGACUGCGCGGCAUUGAUGGUAUUGCUGGACCGCCGGGACCUCCGGGCCCCGUUGGAAAGCAAGGGCCUCCCGGCUUCCCUGGUAGCAACGGCGCUAAGGGUGACAUGGGAGCAGCCGGUCCGAAAGGUAGCCAAGGCCCGCAAGGUCCACGCGGUGAGUCGGGACGCCCAGGACAACCGGGAGAGCCCGGUCUGAACGGCCCGCCAGGAAAAGAUGGAGCAUCCGGCGAGAAGGGAAGUCCUGGAUCGCCCGGAAUUGCGGGUCCACCCGGAUUCCCCGGACCUCGAGGAGCUCCAGGCGCCAAUGGAAGUCCGGGAGAUGCAGGAGCCAAGGGUGAGCCCGGACUGCCGGGCGAACGUGGCUACAAAGGGGAAGCCGGCAUUAAGGGCGAAGGUGGCGUGCCCGGUCCACGUGGACUUCCGGGCGCCGUCGGUCCAGAAGGAAAGCGUGGCAAACGCGGUAUGAAGGGUCCAACGGGUCUUCCCGGACCGCAGGGAGAGCGGGGCCUGCCUGGAUCUCCGGGUCUUCCUGGACCGGAUGGAGCGCAAGGUGUGAAGGGACAGUCGGGAGAUCGCGGUGCAAUGGGCCCUCAGGGUCCGAAAGGUUCAAGUGGUGAUCCCGGACCACCGGGUUCGCCAGGAAUUCAAGGUUUGCGUGGACAGCCGGGACGGCCCGGUGCACAGGGUAAGGCAGGCUCGACGGGUGAGCGGGGACUGCCCGGUGCCGAUGGUAAGGUCGGUGAGCCAGGACCUCAAGGAUUGCAGGGAUUGCCCGGACCGAUGGGAUUGCCCGGUGAUAAGGGAUUCACCGGCGAGCCUGGCAAGGAUGGUGACAUUGGACCCCAGGGACCAGUUGGGCCGCGGGGAGAUGCUGGCAAGGAUGGGCCGCCGGGAAUUUCCGGACCUCCGGGACCACCCGGAAACGAUGGGGAUCGUGGACCGCCAGGAACACCGGGCCCGAGAGGAUUCCAGGGACUGCCCGGAACUCCAGGCAACCCGGGAGCGCAGGGUAAGGAUGGACAAAAUGGACCACCAGGACCUCCUGGACCUGCUGGCCAAACGGGUAUACGCGGAGAGCGUGGCUUCCCGGGAGAGCGAGGACCAGUUGGAACACCGGGUACGCCGGGAGUUCGAGGAGAGCCGGGCGCACAAGGAAACGAUGGACCACCGGGAUCUCCGGGUCCAAACGGUAUGAAAGGACACCAAGGAGCUCCAGGAAUGGUGGGUCUUCCGGGACUUCGAGGCCCCGCCGGACCGGCAGGAGAAAAGGGCGAACGUGGUAGUUCUGGACCACCAGGGCCGGAAGGACCUGCCGGACGUGUGGGCGAACGAGGACUUCAGGGUCCAAUGGGACCUACGGGACCACCGGGAGAGCCAGCCGAGAAGGGUGAACCAGGAAAUCCCGGCACCCCAGGCGAGCCGGGAGCACCGGGAGCGGUUGGAGAACGUGGCGCAGUUGGACCGCAAGGUUUGCAAGGAUUCCCCGGACCGCAAGGCCCUGUGGGAUCUCCUGGAGCUAAGGGUGAUCGUGGAAACAUGGGCCUGAAGGGUGAACAAGGUAACUCCGGACUUCCGGGCGUGCCGGGUGAACCAGGUCCACAAGGAUUGAUCGGCUUGACUGGCUCGAAGGGAGCCCGUGGAGAGCCAGGCUUACGAGGAGAUACGGGACCGAUGGGAACGCCCGGACGUCCAGGAGAUCAAGGACCAAUUGGACAAACGGGCAAUCCAGGAGCACCAGGAACACCGGGCACUCCAGGUCUGAAGGGCAAUCCGGGAGAUACUGGCCGACCAGGCAAUCCAGGCCCACCGGGCAUGCCCGGGCAGCAAGGCGCAGAAGGCAUCAAGGGUGAGGCAGGCAGCGAUGGACCUCCAGGACCGCCAGGCAACCAAGGACCACAAGGAGUACCGGGCGAUCGUGGACUACCGGGACUUCCCGGGCCGAGUGGAGCGCAAGGCCUGCGAGGAAUGCGUGGAGCAGCCGGUGAGCCAGGCACUCCCGGAAAGCCAGGAAACGAUGGACCACCGGGCGCACCGGGACAACUGGGACCUCCAGGGCCGCCUGGCCCGACCGGAGACACAGGCCCGGAGGGAUCACCAGGAAAGCAGGGCCCACCAGGAAUCGCUGGACGUACGGGAGACAAGGGACCGAUCGGAAACCCCGGUACACAGGGAACGCCAGGCGCUCCGGGACUGCCAGGUCCGCCAGGACCGCAGGGUCCAUCCGGACAGACGGGAGAGCGUGGACUGCGUGGUGAAACUGGCCCGCAGGGUGUAGACGGUCCACCAGGACCGAGAGGCAAACCGGGUCCGCCUGGGCUGGAAGGCCCCAAGGGUGAGAAUGGAGAACCAGGCUUGAAGGGCACGAAGGGUCACCGUGGGCUGAUCGGUCUGCAAGGUUUGCCUGGCCCGGCAGGACCUCCAGGAGACAAGGGUAACGUUGGCAAUGAAGGACCGCCCGGUAAGCCCGGUGAGGCGGGUCCACGUGGUCCUCCCGGACGUGAUGGAUCACCCGGCCCGCAGGGAAUGCUUGGCUCAGCUGGUCCCCGAGGUCCUCCUGGAAAUGAUGGCAAAAAUGGACAACCGGGUCAGCCGGGACCACCAGGACCGCCGGGGCCCCCGGGAGAUGGUGUCGGAUAUGAUGCGGCCGCUCUUGCUGCUCUCCUUGGCCAUGGUCAGAUGAGUAAUACAAAGGGUCCGGAUCCAAGCAUGGGCGAUGAGCCGAUGAAUCUCGGCCGUGUGUUCGAGCUGACGGACGAGGAGCGCCAGAAGCUCGUGGAGAAUGCGUACGAAAAGCUCAAGUCCGCCUUUGCCACGUUCAAGAAACCGGACGGCAAACAGAGCUCUCCGGCCAAGACGUGUCGCGAUCUGUUCGCCGCCCAUCCCGAGUUCACCUCGGGCCACUACUGGAUCGAUCCGAACGAGGGCGACGCGAGGGACUCGAUCCUGGUGUACUGCGAUGCUGAGCGGAAGGCAUCCUGCAUCCUACCGCAACCGCUUCGAACGAAGGAGCUGCAGUACGAUGGCGACGAGCAGGAAGUUUGGCUGGGCGAGCUGAAGGACGGCAUGAAGAUCAGCUACAAGGCGGACAGCAAUCAGAUCGGGUUCCUGCAGCUACUGUCCGCGAGCGCCUCGCAGAACAUUACCUACCACUGCCGGAACAGUGUCGCGUACUACAACAAGGAGAAGAACAGCUACCGGCAGAGCUUGAAGUUCCUCGCCUGGAACGAUGCGGAGCUGACGGCACGCGGCCCACAGCGACUGCGGUACGAGGCACUGCAGGACGACUGCCAGCACCGGACGGCACACUACGGCCAGUCCGUGCUCGGCUACAGCACCGACAAGCCGAUGCGACUGCCCAUCAUCGACAUUGCGAUCCGGGACGUGGGUGAGACGCACCAGCAGUUCUGGAUCGAGAUCGGUGCCGUUUGCUUCCAGUGAGAUCGAUAGAAUGCGGAAGGAAACACAGAAAUGGGGGGAUAUAUGGGGAUUCGAAACAGGGAUAACAGCAACAAACGAACGAAUGGUAAUGUUGGUGAAGCGAUUGUGAUGACUAUUUCCCUACCCGGACCGGGUAGUCGAUUCCUCUUCGUGCUUUGUACUCGGCAGAUGAGGGGUGGCGAUGACUGCUCGAUCAGUACCAUCAUUAUCGGGACAGCUCGUUCAUCGCUCUGCUGGAGUUACCGAAGCGCGAGUGCGUUUAUGUGUGUGUGUACAAAAAAAUCGAGAAAUACAGUAAUUUAAUGAUAA